Molecule: messenger RNA, 1382 nt
Organism: Microtus oregoni (creeping vole)
Lineage: Eukaryota; Metazoa; Chordata; Mammalia; Rodentia; Cricetidae
Gene: Fam221b
Product: family with sequence similarity 221 member B
Exons: 7
Coding region: 72-1382 (436 amino acids)
Source: RefSeq, a predicted model, not a curated record
CCCCUCCAACCCAGGUAAAGAUCCUGACCUAAGGACCUAAGGACUUGCAACCACCAAGCCUAAGCUCAGAGAUGGAAGCAAAUGAGAUCACAGACAGUCCUCAGGUCACCAAGGAUGCAGAGAACCGCCCUUCAUUAAAGGACCCUUCCGCUGAAGACUUGCGGGAGCCCACUAGUCUCGAAACUGAAACUUCCGCGGAUCUUUCCGGCUCACAGUCCUCUUUACAGCUUCCUGUCUCCGACGCCCUUUUUGUAACAAACGCUUCGCCAAAUCCUGAGACUGAGGCCUCUGAGAGCCUCUUGGGGCCACCUGACUCUGAAACUCCCUUAAAGUCCCAUACCACUGAGAUUCUUUCCACACCAUCCCAGGUUUCCUUCGAGGCCCCAGACUUUGAAACUCUCUCAAAGUCUCCCCAGCCUGUGACCUCUCUAGAAAAAGCCAUCGCCGAGAUCCCUUUGGAGAGCCUUACAGAUGAGAUUCACAGUUCUAAGGUCAAAAAAAAGUCUCGUAAGCUCUCACCAGCAGUCAAUCUCCCUGCAUCUCCCCGUAAGCUUUCUUCUCCUAAAGGCCCAGAGACCCAGGACCCUGGAUCUGAACACAUCCCCAAGCACUCCCUUUCAGGACCUUCCAGCCAGGCCCCCGCGGAUACAGAGCCAGCUGCAAAGCAGGAGGAAGCAAGGGAAGAGGAGCCAAUAGUGGGGACCAGUACCAUCUCUGCUCCUGCAGCCAAGCCCGAGUCUCGUGUGAGCAAGAAGGAGAAAAGAGUUAGCGGUUACACAAGCCGCCCAGUGGUCCCUGCUAAGCGGGCAGAGCUGGUGGAUAUGGCUAAGGCAAUGCACAGAGAACAUUUUGGUACUCAAGUGGAGUAUCUUUUCCAAUGGGAGAAGGAUUCAGCCCUGAAGGCCAUCCAGACAGGUCUUUACAUUGGAUGGCGCUGCCCUCAUUACUUAUGGGACUGUUUCCGGAUUGGAGACCAGUCCAGGUGCUUUUGUGGACAUUUGUUGAAAGAACACCAGAUCAUCUCAGAUCUGUCGGUGCCCUGCCGCGUGAGCCAGUGCAGGUGCCUCAUGUUUUGUUUCAUCCCAUCACGCCCAGAGGAGGUGGGUGAGUUCUGGCUUAAGAGACGGGCCACCUUCGACCCCAAAGCAUGGAGAGCCCAGUGUCGCUGUAAGCAUACUCAUGAAGAACAUGCAGCCACCGGAGCGCAUCCCUGCAGGCACCGCGGCUGUGGCUGCAACAGUUUUGAGUCAAAUUUCCUCUGUGUGGCCUGUGACCGGCGCUGGGAGGAACACGAGACUUUCUUUGAGACUGAGGAGACCAGGCGAAGAGGAGGGAGACCUUAUGGGGCAGACACUGUCAACAACUGGCACAGGCCUUUCUGA